This is a messenger RNA of Macrosiphum euphorbiae (potato aphid), 1236 nucleotides long. The record is from the annotation of a GenBank genome assembly. NCBI's taxonomy places the organism in Eukaryota, Metazoa, Arthropoda, Insecta, Hemiptera, Aphididae.
AUGGAGGACUCACGAGAAUCGACCUUAAACAAAAAAGACUUGAUUGAUGGUACAAGUUCGUCAAGUUACAUAGAGGGCUGUAAAGACCUAGGUGUUAGUAAUUUGGAAAACUCCAGAGGCUCCAAACGCAGUCGUUACUUGUAUCCUAAUACUAAGAUAUGGCCUAUGGGUUAUGGCUUGAAUACUUAUGUGUAUAAACGUAAACAAAAAAAGUGUCUAAUGAAUAAUGACGAUUUUGAUACAUUACCAGAAGAAAUAGUAUUAAAUAUAUUUAAAAUGAUGGACAAGCGUACUUUACUUAAAUGUGCACUUGUAUGCCAUCAAUGGCGACGUAUUGCAUAUGAUGAAUCUUUAUGGCAACAUUUAAACAUACCGUCUCGUCGUAUGAGUGUCGAGACUUUAGAUAAUAUUCUUGCCCGUAAUAUCAAAUACUUUUCUGCUUCUCAUUCAAAUUUUUAUAUUUAUGCAAACCAGUGUUUAUGUACAACACCAUUUCCCAAGUUGCAGUACUUAGAUUUGAGUUCUGUAUUUAUGCAUUAUAAUACGCUACGUUCAUUAUUAAGGCAAUGUUCUAAUUUGAUAAAACUGAGUUUGGAAAAUUGUACUGUAGAUUCUUUAUGUUGCCAGUACAUUGGACACAAUACCAAUUUAAAAGUACUUAACUUAGCUUCAACAAAUGGUCUUGACCGCAAUGGCUUGGUUCAUAUAGUGUCUCUCCAAAAUUUGGAUGAAUUGAAUGUGUCUUGGGCUAAAUUGGAUGAUGACAAUUUACAUUAUCUGAUUGGCAAUAUGAUCCCAAAUAUAAAAUGCCUUAAUAUUAGUGGAUUUUUGAAACAGUUAGCAGAUUUUGAUUUGUCAAUGUUGAGUAGCCGUUGUACGAAACUACUUGAAUUGGAUAUUAGUGAUAGCCUUGCUAUUACUGCAAAAAGUUUGGACAAAAUAUUAGAGAAAAACCAUAAUUUAAAAGUGUUGUCCAUUAAUCGCUGUUACAAUAUUGAUACUCCUAGACUAUUAAAUCUAACAGAGCUUUCGAGAAGGAAAAGAAAUUCUAUUAUGAGUUUGAGGGAGGUGAAUUUGAUUGGCAUAGCACCCAUGCGAAUAUUGGAGGAUAUAGCUGGUUAUAACCCAGAUAUGGCUUUGAAAAUAAAUGGUAGCAAGUUUUCUCGUAUUGGCCGUCCAAAACUGGCACAGAAUAUACAUACCAUUUGGGAAAUUCCUGCUUUCAUAGACUGCUAA